AAAUGGUGAAUGUAAAGGUGAUGAACAUAAACGUGAAGGCGAUGAGUAUAAAAGUCAUGAACAUGAAAGUGAUAAAUGUAAAGAUAGCAGGCAUGAAGAUGGUGGUGAAUAUAAAGGUAGUAAAUAUAAAGGUAGUAAAUAUGAAGAUAGUAGAUAUGAAGGUUGUGUACAAGAAAGUAGCGAA
Racocetra persica is the source of this 184-nucleotide messenger RNA. The record is from the annotation of a GenBank genome assembly. Lineage: Eukaryota; Fungi; Glomeromycota; Glomeromycetes; Diversisporales; Gigasporaceae.